Nematocida ausubeli is the source of this 309-nucleotide messenger RNA. RefSeq lists its product as uncharacterized. Gene Ontology annotation, molecular function: protein heterodimerization activity. The transcript has a single exon. Gene Ontology annotation, biological process: transcription by RNA polymerase II. The record is from RefSeq and is a predicted model, not a curated record. Bases 1 to 309 code for a protein of 102 amino acids. Lineage: Eukaryota; Fungi; Microsporidia.
AUGAAAGAGAGAAAGCCAAAUUUCAUACGAGAAAUACGUAUGCUGAUGUAUUCACUUGGGGAUACUAUGAACCCAAGACUUGACUCAGCAACCGUAAUCCACGACUAUCUCUGCCACUAUCUGACGAAUAUUCUGGAAAAGGCAAAAAAUGUAUCUAAAUGCAGAGGAAGAACAAAAACAGAUGAUCUUAUGUACACUAUAAAAAGAGAUAGAAGAAAGUAUACAAGGGCUAAGGAGCUUUUGGUGACCAACGAAGAGCUAAAGAAAGCAAGAAAGCCCUUCGAAUAUGAUGCAAUUGAGAAGGAAUAG